Molecule: messenger RNA, 2353 nt
Organism: Caenorhabditis sp. 36 PRJEB53466
Lineage: Eukaryota; Metazoa; Nematoda; Chromadorea; Rhabditida; Rhabditidae
Source: the annotation of a GenBank genome assembly
AUGCCGCACACAAACGGAAAAGAAAAAGGUGGUCAAAACUGGAGAUCCGGUGGGAACGAGCGAAGAAAACGGAAAUUCAACGGAGAGCAGGAUGCUAGUGUUACGAAAGUGCUGAAAGAGAAGAGACUUCUGAAGAAGAGGAAGCAGGAGUUGAAGGGGCAAGAAGAGAUUAUGCUGGAGAGUGUGGGACAGAAAUACCAGGAAAUGCUCAAAGUACUCAAAAGAAGAGUUGAAUUCAAAAGUAACAUACAUUUUCAGAAAAGUACGCGGACGUUCCUACGCUUCGAAGAUUUCCCACUCUCCUGGAGAACGUUGGAAGGACUGAAAGAGAAUGAAUACGUGAAGCCGACUGAGAUCCAGAGAGACACAAUUUCCUAUUCACUGACUGGUUCCGAUGUCGUCGGAGCAGCCAAAACGGGAAGCGGAAAGACCCUCGCCCUCGUGAUUCCCGUGCUGGAAGCCCUUUGGAGGGCCAAGUGGACUCCCGAUCACGGCCUCGGCGCCCUCAUCAUUUCGCCGACCCGAGAACUCGCUCUUCAGACGUUCAGCACGAUCAACGCCGUCGGGAAACACCACGGAUUCUCAUGCGGACUUGUGAUUGGCGGAAGUGAAUUGGCAUUCGAAAGGAAUCGAAUCAGUGGGGUGAACAUCAUCGUUUGCACUCCGGGAAGACUUCUGCAGCACAUGGACGAGAACGAACAGCUGAACUGUGAUCCCCUUCAGAUUCUGGUGCUUGACGAGGCCGAUCGCAUGCUCGAUAUGGGAUUCUCGAAGCAGUUGAAUGCAAUUAUAGGGAACCUUCCCGCUGAAAGACAGACGUUGCUCUUCUCGGCUACUCAGACAAGAAAUGUGAAAGAUUUGAGUAGAGUUUGUACCAAUGUGAGUGAAAGUAACAGUUUAAGCAAUCAAACCACUGCUCUUCCAGGAUCCCGUGUUCGUUUCUGUGCACGAAAAUGCGACUGCAGCCACCCCAGACAAUCUGAAACAGUCGUACGUCGUCGUGGAAGAAGAGAACAAACUGAACACAUUAUGGUCGUUCAUUGAGGCGCACAAGAAGAAGAAGUCGCUCGUGUUUGUCUCCAGCUGCAAACAAGCACGCUUCCUGACCGAAGCGUUUUCUCAACUGCGUCCCGGACUGCCCGUUAUGGGUCUUUGGGGUACGAUGAACCAGAAGAAACGAAUCGAAACGUUCACGAAGUUCGAUGAGAGCAAAACCGCCGUGCUGAUCGCCACGGACGUCGCCUCGCGAGGACUCGAUUUUGAGCACAUUGACUGGGUUAUCCAGGUAGACUGUCCUGCUCAAAUCGACGAUUACAUUCAUCGAGUGGGCCGAAGUGCGCGGAUGGAUGACACUGGAAACUCGCUUCUGAUGGUCACUUCAUCUCAGCAGGACGAGAUGAUCGCCAAGCUUGAGAAGCAUUCGAUUCCGAUUGAAGAGCUCAGAAUUGAUCCGAAGGCGAUGACUGAUGUGCGUGUGAAGCUUCGUGAAAUUCUGGCAGAAUCACAGGAACUGAAGGAGUACGCUCAGAAGAGCAUCGUCGCUUAUCUCCGAUCGAUUUACACGAUGAGAGACAAGAAGAUAUUCGAUGUGAAUUCGAUUGACGCGGCCGCUCUCGCCGAUUCGUUUGGACUAGUUUCUGUGCCGAGAAUCAGAUUCCUCGAUAAACAACAGAAUGAGAAGAAGAAAAAGAAAAAAGAUGAGCAAAAUAUGGAAUCAGAUGAAGAAGAGGAAAAGAAGCCGAAGAGAGACUCCUCUCUCGUUGGAAAGUUCGUCAUCGACGAAAACGACGAGGAACUGUUUACGAUUAAAAAGAACGGAAAGGAUCUGGAAGAGCGGUUGGAUGAAGAAGAAGUUGAUGUCAAGAAGGAAAAAGAGGAAGAGGAAGAGGAGAAGAUCACUCUCAAAAAGGGAAAACCGAUCAAGAAGGCGUUGACAAAGGUCGGAGCCGCGAAGAAGAUUCUGAAUAAAAAAUUGCGAGUGAAUACGAAGAAGAAGUUUGAGGACGAUGACGACGAAGGCAAAGUGGAGGGUCCGUCGACGAUCACUUCCUACGGACUAGACAUUGAAAAGGCGAAGCAGCAAUUGAAGAGCGUCGAUAAAGAAGAUCGGAAACGGUUCAAAGAGUUGCGAGAACAGCGAAGGCAGGAGAAAUUAGAAAAAAAGAAGAGAAGGACGGAGGAGUACGACAUGGAAGAGGCGGAAGAAAGCGACGACGAACCGGACAUCUCGUGGUUGCCGGAUCCGGAUGCGGUCAGAAGAAAGUACGCGGAGGAGAGCGACGAGGAAGACGAGCCCAUGGAUACGGAGGAUCUGGAGAAGCAGGCACUCGCACUUCUCGGGAGAAGACAUUGA